Molecule: messenger RNA, 1751 nt
Organism: Lathyrus oleraceus (garden pea)
Lineage: Eukaryota; Viridiplantae; Streptophyta; Magnoliopsida; Fabales; Fabaceae
Product: probable aspartic proteinase GIP2
Exons: 1
Coding region: 300-1649 (449 amino acids)
Biological process (GO): proteolysis
Molecular function (GO): aspartic-type endopeptidase activity
Source: RefSeq, a predicted model, not a curated record
UAAAUCACCAAUGGGAAAAUUCAUAGAAGCCUGAGUCAAAAGCACAAGGACCAAGAAGUUGACUGUGAAGUACAAGUACUUGCUAGCUUUGUCUCUUUCCACUGUUCUUCAUGUGCUCUUCUGCAUUAUUUUAUUUGUAGUGGUGUGUGUUUCCUCCCACUUGCCCAUUCAUUCAUGAUUCUCUCUUAUCUGCUACUGAGUAUUUUAAUAAUAUACACCAUUUAGUCGCAUUUCACAUUCUCACCAUUUCUAUAUAACACAACAAUCCACAACUCAAGUUUUAUCACAAUAUUUUCACAAUGACUACUUCAUCUACCCUCCACUUGUUCCUCCUCUCACUAUCUCUUCUUUCACUCUCAUCUUCAUCACUUGCACCGUUACCAAAACCCAACUCAUUUAUCCUCCCCAUUGCAAAAGACCCAACAACCCUUCAAUACUCAACCACUAUUAAAAUGGGUACCCCUGCAAGAUCCUUGGAUCUAGUCAUUGACAUUAGCGAACGUUUCCUAUGGUUUGAAUGUGACAAGUCCUAUAACUCAUCAACUUACCACCCAAUCCAAUGCGGUUCAAAGAAAUGUAAACUAUCAAAAGGCACAGAGUGCAUUACUUGUACUAACCAUCCUCUCAAAACUGGAUGCACCAACAAUACUUGCGCCCUAAGCGUCUUCAACCCCAUCGCCCAACUCUUCGUCAGCGGAGACAUAGGAGAGGAUAUCUUAUCUUCCCUACUUACAACCGCUGGCGAUAGAGGAAUACUUAAAAACGUGAACACACCACGUUUCAUUUCUUCAUGUGUUUAUCCAGAUAAAUUUGGUGUUCAGGGCUUUCUCCAAGGCCUGAGCAAAGGUAAAAAAGGUAUAUUAGGUCUAGCAAGAACUCUUAUUUCUUUACCAGCACAACUAGCUAUUAGAUUUAAACUAGACCGUAAAUUUACACUUUGUUUACCUUCAUCUUCUAAAACUAACGGGCUUGGAAGUCUCUUUAUUGGUGGAGGUCCUUAUCACUUUGGCUCUAACAAAGAUGAUUUUUCAAAAUUUCUUACCUACACCCCACUUAUUGCUAACCGUCACAGCACUGGUCCUAUAUUUGAUAACUCUCCUUCAAAUGAGUAUUUUAUUAAGGUGAAUUCAAUUAAGGUUGACAACAAUGUUGUCAAUUAUAAUACCACAUUGCUUUCUAUUAACAAACUAGGAGGUGGUGGUACAAAACUAAGCACUGUGAUUCCUCAUACAAAACUACACACUUUAAUAUAUAAACCACUUGUGAAUGCUUUUGUGAAGAAAGCUGAAAUAAGAAAGAUAAAGAGAGUGAAAGGUGUUGCACCAUUUGGAGCAUGCUUUGAUUCAAGAACAAUUGGAAAGAGUAUUACCGGGCCUAAUGUGCCUACCAUUGAUUUGGUGUUGAAGGGUGGUGUUGAAUGGAGAAUCAAUGGUGGUAAUUCAAUGGUGAAGGUUAAUGAAAAUGUGUUGUGUCUUGGAAUUGUGGAAGUGGGUUUGAAGGAGUUGGGUGGAUUGGAACCUUCGUUUGUUAUUGGUGGACAUCAGUUGGAGGAUAAUCUUUUGGAAUUUGAUCUUGUUUCCUCAAAACUUGGCUUUAGCUCAUCACUUCUACUCAACAAAGCAAGUUGUUCAAGCUUUAGGAGAUUUUAAUGUUUCACUUUUUGUCUUGUAUUUCAAAUGUAAUAUGCAUGGAAAUAAGUGUUGAGUUUCAAUUAACGUGAGCAUGUUUGGUUUCUUAUUUGUGACCAUUAA